AUGAGAUGUGGUUGUGAGGAAGAAUUUUCCGGAGAAUAUUAUCGUUGGGUAUGCAGAUCCAUAGCUGCCGUCCCAACUUAUUCGGUUAUGCUGUCUGGCAUAUCCGAUCUGGGAUUUGACCAACCAGAGAUGAAUUCUCGAAAGCAUUGUCAGUGUAAAGUGUUGUUGCUUGAUGGUACGGAUAUGAAUAUUGUGAUUCCGAAAAAUGCUCCGGGUCGGGAACUAUACGAUCAAGUAUUUUAUGCGCUAGAUUUAGAAGAGCGAGAUUAUUUUGGUUUGCAGUUUAUGGACCACUAUCAUGUGCAGCAUUGGUUGGAUCCGGUAAAACGAAUUAAUAAGCAAGUACCAAUCGGCCCGCCUUACACAUUUCGGUUUCGAGUAAAAUUCUAUUCUUCGGAACCAAAUAAUUUGCGCGAGGAAUUAACAAGGUACCAGUUCUUUCUGCAGCUGAAACAGGAUAUUCAGACUGGAAAAUUAGAAUGUCCCAAAGAUACAGCUAUUGAACUUGCUGCCUUUGCCCUGCAGUCUGAACUUGGUGAUUAUAACCCUGUGGAACACACACUGGCUGUAAUUUCGGAAUUUAGAUUUCAUCCCGCACAGGAUGAAGAAAUGGAAAUUGCGAUUUUGGAAAAAUUCAUCACUUGUCGAGGACAGUCACCAGCUACAGCUGAAAUAAAUUAUUUGAAUAAAGCAAAAUGGAUAGAACUGUAUGGUGUUGAUAUGCAUACUGUUGAAGGAAAAGAUGGCAACUUAUACAGCUUGGGCUUAACACCUACUGGUAUGCUAGUAUUUGAUGGUGUUCAAAAGAUUGGUUUAUUUUUAUGGGAAAAAAUCCAGAAACUUGAUUUCAAAAAUCGAAAAAUCACUCUUGUCGUAGAAGAGGACGCCGAUCAGGCUAGUGGACAAGUACAACUACAUACAUUUGUGUUCAAUCUGUCAUCUCAUAAAGCUUGCAAACACUUAUGGAAAUGUGCUAUUGAACAUCACACAUUUUUCCGGCUCAAAUACCACAAGCCGCGAAUCGCUAAAACAUCGCAACUGUUCCGAUUAGGUAGCACAUUUCGGUAUAGAGGUCGAACGGAAUACGAAAAUGUACAUAAAGAUGGUGGGCGGCUUUCUCGUCGACAAUCAGCCACGUUUGAGAGACGGCCAUCUCAGCGAUACGGUCCAAGGCAGAGCCUGAUGAACAAAAGAAUACAACUUCGAAACGAUUUCAAAAAACAGAUUGGUGUUUCCGUAGGAUUACCAGUAUCAGUUCCUAUUUCCCUUGAAGGAUCGUGCAUUGCUGCAAACAGUGAUACGCCUAUGUUGAAUAGUAAUGGUAUUGCAAGCAGUGAUAAUAGAAACGCUAUUAACGUUUACGUGAAUUCAUCCGGAACCGAUACGUUAUUCGACAGGAUGACUACAGCGCAGAAUGUAAUAAGUAAUGAACAAAUUAAUGAUAUCAGAAAGCUCGAUAAAUCACCGUCUAUUUCAAGAAAGCAGUAUAGUUCAACAAAAGAUCUUGCACAUUCCAAAUUCACUCCACUACAAUUCAUAGAUGGUAUAAAGAAAUCGGAAGUUGUUGACACGAACUUAAACAUGGAUCAUGAGCUUGUGCCUGGAUGGUCAGAGUUGCCAACAUCAACAGGAUCAGUAACAGCCACAAUCCAACAACCCGCGACUAGUCAUGUUACAAGAAUCGCCAUCACUAAUAAUGGCUCUCAAGUAGGUUGUACUCUGCCACCACAUGUCUCUUUGCAGGAUGCGUCAGUCACGCAUUGCCCUAUAAACAAUAGCAAUAGUACGUCACCACUGGAACAUAUUCUGCCUGUUUCUACUGCUGCACCAAAUACUCAACAAUCGCUUAUCUCAAAAAAUGUCUCAGAAAAUAGUUCUGGAAUGAAAUCUUCCGGAUUGUCAAUUUCCAGUCCAACUAAUCCAGCAGGGAUUUGUAAGACUUCACCCAGCAAAACAUAUGCCGGAUCGCUAAUCCGUCCACCGCUUUCUUCUAUGACUAUGACAUCUUUGAACCAAACUUUCGUAGUCUCGCCAGCGAAAGAAGAUUUCCAAAAUUCCACUAUAAUCAAUGGAAAUGCUCAUCCCACUAUAACCAGCAGUUAUUCUUCCAUCCAACAUUCAUCCGUAACAAAUAGUCAAAAUGCAGUGUCGAAUACGAUUUCUGCUACACUCUUAUCCUCUGAGGGAGUUAAGACUGGUAUUUUUACGACAAAUGAUCGUAAACUGUUUAGGCAAACUGAAUACGACGUUAGGCCUGACAAAAGUAAUACAGCUUCUGCUAGCCGCCUACCGGAACUACAAUCACGUAUACCACAUUUGCGCACAACAAAAUGCUCCGGUACAACUGCAGUGAGAAAAAUAUGCAUUCCUUCUGAGUCAGCAAUGCAAACCUCGACAUUGAGCUUUGAACCUGUUGAAGCAGUUGCUGACAAGGCAUAUCGGUCUCGACUACCGGUGAGAAGUGGUCAUGCUAGUGGCAGUUCAAUGACAGCUUCUAAUACACAUGAGCCUAGGACUUCUACUUGCGAUGAGAAGAUAUCACAAAGUCGAAUACCCGUAAUGGCUAGCAGUAUACAUCGACCACAUUCUCAUACGCAAUUUACUAGCCAAAUGUAA
This is a messenger RNA of Brugia pahangi, 2616 nucleotides long. The record is from the annotation of a GenBank genome assembly. NCBI's taxonomy places the organism in Eukaryota, Metazoa, Nematoda, Chromadorea, Rhabditida, Onchocercidae.